AUGAGGGAGGCAGGAGAAGAAAGAGAAAGAUUGACCAGAGACCUCAUCUAGCAGGCACCCUUCCUUACUCAGUCACUCUCUUGUCUCCCGGUCUGGGACGUGUAGGACAGCUGUGUCUGUAGCUUUCUAUCAGACAUGAUGCAUCGCAUCUUCCUCAUCUGCUUGAGUUCUCUGCUCCUCCUCCUCUUCCUCUCCUCCUCCGCGCUUUCGGAACCCCGCCGAUGGUCGUCAUCCUCACCACGCAGCAGGACCGCGCGCGCUCCGGUUUCCAAGGUGCGCCUGGCGGGAAACUUCGCCCGGGGACUGAACGAGGGUCGCGUGGAAGUGCUUCACAACAGCACGUGGGGGACGGUGUGUGAUGACGAAGUGGAUAUCAAACUAGCCAAAGUCGUCUGCCGCGAGCUGGGCUUUCAGACCGGCAUCACGUGGGCGCACAGUGCCAAAUAUGGAGAGGGUGAUGGUCCUAUCUGGAUGGACAACGUGCGUUGUGACGGCACAGAGAAGACUGUGAAAGACUGUAAACAUAAUGGCUGGGGUGUCAAUGAUUGCAAGCACUCUGAGGACCUUGGCGUGGUCUGCAGUCCGGAGCGACGACUGGACCAGGUCACGGGGUCACGUAAUGGUCAGUCAGUGGCCCUGCGUCCGGAUGUCAGCGUCUCGCCCCAGUGGCAAAGCAUCCUGGCCAGCCGCAGUAACCCCCGACAGGCCCAUCAUGGGAACGGACACCCUCCAGAGAGGCCCAGCCAGAGACAGCACCACUACAACCCGUAUUCCAGCAAGGUGCGUAUCCAGGAGGUGCGUCUGCGGCCCAUCCUGAUGCACACUAAGAAGCGGGCCCUGAUCACUGAGGGCGUGGUGGAAGUGAAGCAUGCUGGGAGAUGGAGGCAGGUGUGUGACCUGGGCUGGAACCUCAACAGCAGCAGAGUGGUGUGUGGAAUGCUGGGAUUCCCUGAGGCAGAACUACACAACGAAAGAACAUACAAGAAAAUCUGGGACACCAAGCUUGCUGAUCCAUCCACAAAGCUGAGCCUCAUGGCUAGUAAGAAAAGUUACUGGGUAGAGAAGGUUCACUGCCUGGGAUCAGAGACUAGCCUAUCAGAGUGUCACACUAAGCUGUCCAUCCCACUUAGUCCCUCCCCCUGUAAGAGUGGGAGACACGCCGUGGCGAGGUGUGUACUGGGACCACAGUUUGCGCUCAUGUCAUCUGGAAGACCCCAAGCACCCCACCCAAUUGUACCGGUGCGUCUGAAGGCUGGCCCCAGGCUGGGCGAGGGCCGUGUGGAGGUGUUGAAGGAGGGGAAGUGGGGUACCAUCGUAGACCACCUUUGGGACCUCAACUCAGCCAGCGUGGUGUGCAGGGAGCUGGGCUUCGGAACUGCCAAGGAGGCCCUCACUGGAGCUCACAUGGGACAAGGUACUGGUCCUAUCCAUAUUAACAGUGUCCAGUGUUUGGGGACAGAGAAGUCUAUCCUAGAAUGUAACUUCCAGGAUGCCCCUCUAUGGACGUUCAAACACACCCAGGACGCCUCAGUACGCUGCAACGUCCCCGAGCUUGGCCUGGACAGCAUGGUGCGGUUGGCGGGAGGCAGGGAGCCAGGUGAGGGCCGUGUGGAGGUACUGAUGGAUGUAGGGGGUCGUAAGAGAUGGGGGUCAGUCUGCAGUGAGAACUGGGGGAUCAACGAAGCCAUGGUGGUCUGUCGACAGCUGGGUCUGGGAUUCGCAUCCCGAGCACACCAGGAGACAUGGUAUUGGGCUGGGGAUCCUAACGCAGCAGAGUUGGUGUUGAGUGGAACCCACUGUGUCGGAAAUGAGCUGUCAAUCCAACAGUGUCGCCGUAACAACCACAUCCACUGUCCCCGGGGUGGCGGAACUAAGGCUGCAGGGGUCACCUGUUCAGAGACUGCCCCUGACCUGGUACUAGAUUCCCAACUGGUUCAGGAGACGGCCUACCUGGAGGACCGACCCCUACACCUGCUGACCUGUGCCAACGAGGAGAACUGUCUGUCGUCUUCCGCUGCUAGAAUGAACUGGCCCUAUGGACACCGCCGCCUGCUACGAUUCUCCUCCAGGAUCAUGAACAUGGGACGGGCCGACUUCAGACCUAGGGCUACCAGGGAGUCUUGGACCUGGCAUGCGUGUCACAGGCACUACCACAGCAUUGAGGUGUUCACCCACUAUGACCUGCUGACUCUGAAUGGGACCAGGAUAGCAGAGGGACACAAGGCCAGCUUCUGUCUGGAGGAUACAUACUGCCCUGAAGGUCUGCAUAAGCGUUUCUCCUGCUACAACAUGGGCGAUCAGGGCAUCUCAGUGGGCUGCUGGGAUACGUACCGCCACGACAUCGACUGUCAGUGGAUCGACAUCACCGAUGUCAAGCCUGGAGACUACAUAUUCCAGGUGGAAGUCAACCCCUCGUUAGACAUGGCUGAGUCAGACUUCCAGAACAACGUGAUGAGAUGUCGAUGCAAAUACGACGGACACAGAGCGUACAUGUAUGGAUGUCACGCAGGUGAUGCGUACAGUGCAGAGAUUGAGGACCUGUUUGAUCACCAAAGGCAGAUCUCCAAUAACUUUGUCUAGGCCCAUCCAGGGCCCAGCGUUGGCCCAGGCUGGUGCCCAGCAAAGAGGGCUCAGAGCUGGGGCCAAAACUGCUCAGGGUGCCCUGGGGUCUGGACGUCUGGUGGGUCAUGGGACUCCUGCCCCACAACACUAGGGGACUCACAAAAUGGCACCUGUCCACUGCCCUUACCUGCUGUGGACUACACUACCCAAAAUAAACCACAACUAGGAGACCAUCACCCUGACUAUAGCUUUCGACCCCAACAGCCAAUAGAAACUGAGAGCAGGACAGAUGUCACCAGGGAAACCAAAUUAUUUCAGUUAACAAUGGAGGGUUACAAUGAUAUGGAUUCAAUCAAGGUUUAGGUAUUUUGUUAGUUUAUGAAUGUGGACUACUAGUAACUUAGCUACUCAAAAUGUCUGUGAAUUAAUUAAUUUAAAUUAAAAGUUGAAAUUAUAAUUGUACAUCUAACAUACCAACCUGAUCAAAGAGCAUUUCGUAUGAUUAUGUAUGUAAAUCCCUGAUACUCCUUUUAGUAUGAUAUGUUACAUUUUGUAUGGUAUGUAUCAAUUUGAGGAUGUCCAUCACCCAUAUCAUAUUAUAUGUUAUGAAUUUUCUAAAUUCAAAACAGGUUACGAAUUUACAAAACACAUGAUAUUUAAUGAAUUCUAUUAAAGUGGCUAGCUGGCUAAUGUUAGCUAGCUGGCUAACGUCAGCUAGCUGGCUAAUGUUGGCUCGGCUAGGGCUUAGGGUUAGGGUUAUGUUUAGGAGUUAGGUUAAAGGUUUAAGGUUAGGGUUAGGGGAAGGGUUAGCUAAAAGGCUUAAGGUUAGGGUUAGGGGAAGGGUUAGCUAAAAGGUUUAAGGUUAGGGUUAGGGGAAGGGUUAUCUAACAUGCUAAGUAGUAGCAAAGUAGCUAUAAGGUAGUAAGUAGUUAAAAAGUUGCUAAUUAGCUAAAAUAGUAAAGUUGACCGUGAUGAAAUUCAAACUCGCAAAAUUUGGGUUGCUAGACGUUUGCGUUAAUUGCCUACUGAUCCACCCUAACAAACCACCCAUACGCCCACCCGUCCACCCCAACCAACCAUCCUACUUUCCUUUUUGCCUUAAGUAACCAUCUGUCUUAUGUAACCAUACCAAACGUAACAUAUCAUACUAAUUUGAAUGUCCCGGAUUUAGGUUUACUAUGUUACGUCUAGUCUGUGAAAACAGGCUGAAGAUAUGGAUGAUCCCGUAUGCCAACGUCCCUGGAAAGGGGAAAGAAUGACUGUAAAGAGUCCUGUGUUGUCUGUUUGACUGAUGGUCUGUCUAGACAGCGUCUCCUACAAUAUCUGUCUAGACAGCGUCUCCUACAAUAUCUGUCUAGACAGCGUCUCCUACAAUAUCGGUGCUGUUUGAUCAAAUCUCAACCUUCCAGUAGACUUUAGCGGUCUGCAGUUUUUUGGUCCAUAGUUGGGUAUGAACGUUUAUCUUAGUUUUUACUAUUGAAUUAGUUGUUUUACUUUGUGCAGGUAUUGCCAUAUUCUGAAAAUAAUUAUGAUAUACUGUAGCUACAGUAGAUCUGAUACAUCAAAACAAAUAUCGUUUAUUUAGUUAACAUUUCUCUCUUCUUCGGUUUUAAAAUUACUAUACCAUGAGGUCAAAUCAUUUUCAUAGGAUGAUGCACUUUAUCUAUUGAACUAAUAUCAGUAUUUAGAAUUUUGACCAAGUCCCCCCUCCAUAGUUUAAUAUGAUCAGUCAUAAAGUGCACGGUUACCAUAUUAGGACAGCCUAGUCCUUCUGUGACUGAGGCUGUCCUAAUAUGUACUCCGUAAUGUUUGCUUUUGUGACGUUAUCUCUUUAUACCUGCCAUGAAAAUGUUACUUUUGAUGCAGUUUACUGUCUGAUUUGCUGUAGUAACUGAAUUUCAAUGCCUUUGGUGCUCAUUUUGUCAUAACAUGUAAUGUAUCGUAUAUACUGCAGUUAAUUUAUUCAAGGCUACCAUUUGCAAUACUUUUUAUAUUGAUUAAACAUAUAAAACAAACACAUUUCCCCAUUACAGUAAGUCAUUAGCUAGGGUAUGCACUAGAAAAAAAGGUCUACCAAGAACCACGGUUUAUUUGACUGUUCCUGUAGCUUGGUUAACCAUUUUUGGUUCCAGAUAUAACUCUGUUUUGUUUUGAAAAUAUUUUCUUACUGUUUAACUUCAAAGGGUUGAGAUGAACCUUUCACAAAAUGUCCGGCAGAGAAAGCUUUGUGCCAUCCACCCAAGUGCAGUUCUCCACCCUUCUGGCCUUCCCAGUGUGGUGAACUCACGGUUCUGCGGCAGCCAGACAGGCAGUGUAUGAAAAAAACUUUAAUUAGCUGUGUUUGGGUUAGAGUUAGGGUAAGCAUGGGACGUACACAGAGAAACACAGCAACUGUGAGCUCUGCUGUCACCAGCUAUAGGCAUGGGUGGGAAAGACACACGAGAGAGAGAGAGAGAGAAAGAGAAAGAGAGGGUAGGGGUAGAGAGAAAGAUAUGGAGAACAAUGCCUUCACAUUGGCCGGGAGAAAGAAAAAGAGAAAUAGAAAGAGGAUAAGCCUUGACGUGGGCAACACAUCCACCCUGUAUGCCACCCCUGCAGGGCUGGCAUACUGAGACCGCAGGGUUGGCAUACUGAGACCGCAGGGCUGGCAUACUGAGACCGCAGGGCUGGCAUACUGAGACCGCAGGGCUGGCAUACUGAGACCGCAGG
Molecule: messenger RNA, 5271 nt
Organism: Oncorhynchus masou masou (cherry salmon)
Lineage: Eukaryota; Metazoa; Chordata; Actinopteri; Salmoniformes; Salmonidae
Product: lysyl oxidase homolog 4-like
Exons: 15
Coding region: 136-2580 (814 amino acids)
Biological process (GO): peptidyl-lysine oxidation; collagen fibril organization
Cellular component (GO): membrane
Molecular function (GO): copper ion binding; protein-lysine 6-oxidase activity
Source: RefSeq, a predicted model, not a curated record